Fusarium pseudograminearum CS3096 is the source of this 2595-nucleotide messenger RNA. RefSeq lists its product as uncharacterized. The record is from RefSeq and is a predicted model, not a curated record. Gene Ontology annotation, cellular component: anaphase-promoting complex. The transcript has a single exon. Bases 1 to 2595 code for a protein of 864 amino acids. Gene Ontology annotation, molecular function: ubiquitin protein ligase binding. NCBI's taxonomy places the organism in Eukaryota, Fungi, Ascomycota, Sordariomycetes, Hypocreales, Nectriaceae. Gene Ontology annotation, biological process: ubiquitin-dependent protein catabolic process.
AUGACAGCGUCGAGAUAUCGAGCACGCAAGCAAAAGGUCUUCCGGUCCGUUUUUCAGACCGACGUUUCAUCACCCACGCCUCGCUCAACGCCCAUCGCUACCUUCACGGAUCAAGGCGCUGCCUUUGGAGGUCCCCACGCGUUGUCAUCUCAACAUGCUCCUCCCCCACCACCACCACUCUUUCAUGAGACUCUCGAUCAUGCUGAUGACCAAGUGAGGUGGGACCGGGCAUGGCAUACCGUCACUUCCAAGAUACAGCUGCCUACUUCUGUGGCCGUCGAAGACUCCUUUGGGACCUUGCCACCAGAGUCGCAAGAGGUUGACUUUGGUGUUCGUGAUUCUAUCGUCCUGCUUCUCGACUCUGCCCGUUUGUUGCCUGAGGCGACUCACACAGAAGACAUUCUACUAUGGCAUACGCAUCAAGUACGCCAACACUUUGUUCACCAUGUUAUGCCCCUGCUGGCUGCAUGUGCCAGCCAGGACGACCAGACACAAGUUUUGCUUUCGAGCAUCUCAACCCUUGAGGCAGCUCAUAGACAGUAUCACUGGGGGUUGACUCUCAUUAUACAAGGCUACGAGGACGGCACUUCCUCAAACGCAGCAUUCUCAAAAUUCUGUCGAGAUCUGCAUGCUAUUAUAGGCAAUUCUCUAAACCAAGGCCUGACGGAUGCUCUGACCAGUGUCCUGCGACGCCUUAUCCAUCUUAACCUUGGCAUAGGGAAGCGUUAUGAUGUAUCUACAUCAGGCUUAGAGUCGCAAGGAGAUGAUUCGGCAGCCCGCAAAGAGCUGUUGGGUCUCUUAGAAUCCCUAAAAAACGUUGGUCUAGUAGGGGAGAAGUUCCAGGUCCUGUUUGCAGAAAUCAUGGAUGCUAGCAUGAAUGACUUCAUUCGGAUAUCAUACUCAGGGGUUUGGGGAGUUCCAGAGCACUCGAUGACGCCAUCCGCCAGUAUCUCUUCUGGUUGUCUAGGUCAUCUUUCAGAAUGGGUCGAGAAUCAAUAUGGGCGUCUCGCUGUCGAAGUCUUCAGCCGCCUCGAAACGCACAUUGCGUGGAGUGAUGUUGAGUGCUGGAGGAAUAUUGCGAUAGGACGUCUUGCAAUACUACGAAUUCAGGAACUAUUUGACAUUGCCUUGGAGUGGCCUGGGAGUAGAGGUGGCCUUGAAGAUCUUCGUCUUGCCGUCACAACACCACAACGUCGUCUUCAACUGACUGACGCCUUCUCCGCGGCCUUACAGAAGCGACUCCUCCAUCCCGGAAGGUCGACCUCUGAUAUCCUUCAAACGUACAUCUCCAUGAUCCGGACGUUCCACGUCUUGGACCACUCUAAAGUCCUCCUUGACCGUGUCGUUCACGCUCUGCAGUUGUAUCUCUGUCAAAGAGACGAUGCUAUUCGAAUCGUUGUUGGUGGACUGCUUUCCAACCCCAGCGAUGCCGAAACAGAAGAAGGAAAAGCAAACUUGGCAGAGCUAGCAGUACUGCUUAACGUGGCCUCCCAGCAACAGAGGCGCCAGGUUGAGGAUGGGGAUCUUGAUUGGAACGAUAUGACCUGGGUUCCUGACCCCGUGGACGCAGGUGUGAACUACAAGAGACCAAGAAACGAGGACGUCAUCGGCACUCUCAUCAAUGCACUUGGUUCUCAGGAUAUCUUUAUCAAAGAGUUCCAGCUGAUUAUCGCGGAGCGACUCCUCUCAGAUCAGGCAACGUUUCUACAAGAGACGAAGGUGUUGAGCCUUCUCAAGAAACGGUUCGGUGAGAGUGCUCUACAAAACUGCGAUGUCAUGAUGAAGGAUAUCCAAGACUCGAAGAAAGUCGAUGCAGUUCUGGGCAGGAACAUCCGGCAACCCUCGAGCGAUCCGGGGACACCUGUCUAUCAUUCCAAGAUCCUAUCACGACUAUUCUGGCCUAGUCUACCCAAAGAGCCGUUCACAGUACCGGCGCCUGUCACGGAAAUGCAAAAGAGAUAUGAGCAAGGAUUUGAACGGCUCAAGACAUCACGUAAACUCAACUGGCUGGACCAGCUGGGUUCGGCAACUGUCAAGCUCGACUUUGAAGAUCGGUCAGUGGAGCUCGAAUGCAAGACAUACGAAGCUGCAGUCAUCUACGCAUUUCAGGAUGAAAACAAUGAAGGCGAGUCUGGUCCUACACAGCGGACUUUCGACGGGAUAUGGCAACAACUCAUGAUCGAUGAAGAUCUUCUUGUGCUUGCCCUCAAAUUCUGGGUCUCUAAGCGCGUGAUUCGUGAUAUCGGCAAUCGAACCUAUGUGGUGUUGGAGAAACUUGACGACGCAAAUGAGGCUGGAGACGCAGAUGCGCCCGACGAUAGUCACGAUGCUGACAGUGGCCAACCGUCUCCACGCAAGCCCAAGAUCGAUUCAAAGGACCAAGAGCGGCGCACCGUGUACUGGCAAUUUAUCGUGGGCAUGUUGACAAACUCAGCACCAACUAUGCCGCUUGCCCAGAUGUUGAUGAUGAUGAAGAUGCUGAUUCCCGACGGCUGUCCGUGGACUAAUGAGGAGCUGCAAGAGUUUCUGGCAGAAAAGGUGGCGGAGAAUAAGUUGGAGCUAGCUGGCGGGAAGUAUCGUUUGCCCAAGAAAUGA